Messenger RNA from Prorocentrum cordatum, 1183 nucleotides. The record is from the annotation of a GenBank genome assembly. Lineage: Eukaryota; Dinophyceae; Prorocentrales; Prorocentraceae.
CCCCGUGCACGCGUCCAGCCUGCUGCGCGCGAGGGGGAGCGGGGGGCUCGGCAAGAGGAUCCAGGACAAGAUCCAGAAGUUCAGGAAGGACGAGAACGCGAUGCAGAAGCUGAUGGGCGUGGGAGCCGUGGGAUACAGCGCGGUGAAGAUGUCCAAGUUUGGCGCCGUGGUGAAGUUCGCGUUUCCGGUGCUGAAGCUGACUAAAGCGAUGCCGUUGAUGUCGAUGGCGUUAUCGACCGUCUGUUACAGUUGUUUCUUCGGGUUCCCAUUUGCAGUGGGCAUGGUGAGUUUGAUGUUUACGGGGCAGGCGUCGCGCGCGCUAUUGUUGAAGAGAUUUGGUUGUGAGGUCGAGCCCAUGGUCAUGAUUCCGUUUUUCGGCACGAGCAGCUCAGGCAGUUCAGAUUAUACAAAAUCGGAAGAGUACGUCUUGCAAGGCCAGCCUUUCAAGAGGUGUCUUGUCAUUAUCUCUCCCGUGGUCGGCAUGUUCCUCUUUACAGCUUUGGCGCCGUUGGGCGUGGGUGGAAUGAUGAUGGGCUCACAGUGCGGCUACGCGGUGGCAAACACCGGCUUCUGGAUAGGCAUGUUCAGUCUGAUGCCGAUGGGGGACAUGACGCCAGGCGGGCAGCUUCUGGGCUUCUUCUCCCGGAACGCACUGCUGCUCGGGACCGUGUUCAACCUAGCGGCGUGCGCCGUCCUGAGCAGCCCGAUGCUGUAUCUGCUGUUCUUCUUGAACGCGUACCGUCUGUACAGACGGGGUUUCGUGCUGUUCGGCCGGCAGUUCGGGGGAGACGAGGAGGGUGGCGACGCGCACCAGUCCGGCCUGAGCGCCCACAGCUUCACGGACCAGCAGAAGGCCGCGGUCGCUGCGAUGUACUGGGGGCUGCUCCUGCUGAACGCGGGCGGCAUGGCUCUCGUGUCGAAGUCGCUCCUGAGCCCGCAGACGCUGGUCGCCCAGCAGCGGGAGGAGGAGCGGCAGAGGCGGCUGCUCGCGCCCGAGGAGGAGGGCGCGGCGCCGGGCGGCGCGGCGGAGCCCGGCUGGGGCGGCCUGGGCAGCUGGGCCCUCAGCAGCCUGGAGGCCGUCGAGGAGAUGGACCGGGACGACCUGGAGAAGGAGCUGGAGUGGCAGAGGCAGCUGGAGGCGUCCCGGCAGGUGCCCGCAGAGGAGCUCUUCCGCCAGCGCUGA